Adineta steineri is the source of this 942-nucleotide messenger RNA. NCBI's taxonomy places the organism in Eukaryota, Metazoa, Rotifera, Eurotatoria, Adinetida, Adinetidae. The record is from the annotation of a GenBank genome assembly.
AUGCUUCGAACAUUUCCACGAUUAGUAUUACCUAAUAAUGUUCUCUCAUUCGAAGGAGAUAAUUUUCUCCAACUAGUCAAACAAGCUUGUGGAGAAGUUUUUAAAGAAUUGAUGGAAGUACUUUCGAUCAAUUCAGUAUAUAAAUUACUUUUGGUUGAAAAAGAUAUUCUUUCUGUUUUCCAGAAAAAUUAUAAAGAACUAGUAAAUAUAUCACAACGAGCUUGUCUUCAUUCCGAUGAUGGUGAAAUAAUGCUUAAGCCUGGUUUACGCUUAGAUUUUAAUCGUUUUAUUGAAACUCUUCAUGCUAUAAACAAUCAAAACCAGCAGCAGGAACGAACAUCUAGUUCUAAUGAUGAUAUCUUGUCUUUGUUAAAACGAUUAAUAAAAUCAAAUCAAAUAAAUGAAGGCAGUGAUGCACAAAAUAGCUAUUCAUUUCUGAUAGCUUUUUUUGAAAAUAUUCUUAAUAAUAUUCCGAAGAAUAAGAAUAACUAUCGAUAUAGCGAGAGUGUAUUACAUUUUGCACAAGCAUUGUAUAUACUAGGUGGAAGAAACACAUAUGAAUUCAUUCGUUUGAAUUUAAUAGGUUCUAUUCCUGCCUUGUCCACGUUACAAGAUAGUCUUGCAAAAGCCGGUGCAAGCAUUGAGGAAGGUACUUUCCGAUACGAUGCACUUAAUCAGCAUCGAACAUCAUUUAACUAUCAGGUUGCUGUCUGUUCUGAAGACGCAACCGCGGUCAUAAAGAAAAUUACAUAUAAUGCUAGUACUAAUACCUUUCAUGGAUUGUCAACUCCAUUGAGACACGGUAUUCCUAUUUCUCGUCACUUUCAAACUGACUCAUUUGAUGAAUUACAAGGGUGCGGCAUAUGGAAUCAGCAACAAAUUUUAAGCCGUCGAUGUUCUUCAUCGAUGGAUAUGGAAAUUCGAGAAGUCUCGAGAGUCUAG